This is a messenger RNA of Hemicordylus capensis (graceful crag lizard), 9965 nucleotides long. It is a transcript of the gene AFF1, whose product is annotated as ALF transcription elongation factor 1. NCBI's taxonomy places the organism in Eukaryota, Metazoa, Chordata, Lepidosauria, Squamata, Cordylidae. The coding region runs from base 463 to 4203 and encodes 1246 amino acids. Gene Ontology annotation, cellular component: nucleus; super elongation complex. Gene Ontology annotation, biological process: regulation of gene expression. The record is from RefSeq and is a predicted model, not a curated record. The transcript is spliced from 21 exons.
AAGCAGAAAGGGCAGGCCAAGCUUUAGGUGGUGUAUCGUUCUGGAGAUUAGGGAGCAAUAAACCAAAUGAAUGCCUAAGUAAGAAUAAAGCCCUUUCUGCCGCCAGCGCAUUUGGGUUGCGGGAUCACAGAUGCCCACGUUUGGUUGCCGCAGCCUGGCAGAAAAAAGCACUGAGCCAAAAAAAAAGGGAGGGGGGGAAAUCCCAGACUUGGCUUACCUGUGGAGCAGCAGAGCCGGGGGCAGCCUCGCCUCCCGAUGCUUUGCAAAGGCAGCAGCAAGGCGGACUUGGAGGUGGCCCCCUCGGGCACCCGGAUGUCUAGCACAAUUAGAGCAGGGCUGGACUAGUAGGGCGAGGGAGGAGAGGCUCCGCUCCGGCAGCUGCCUGUCGGGAGCGGUUUGGCACGGGGUCUUUCUGAGGAGGCCAGCAGAGGGAGGGGGCGAGCCGCCAAGUCGCCCCUGCAGAUGGGCAGGGCGGUGGGGGGGCCGGGGGAGGGCAAGGCGAAGCGCGCUGAUGGACAGAGGACACUUGGCUUGCUGAACUUCAUUAUGGCUGCCCAGUCAAGCUUGUACAAUGAAGAAAGAAAUUUGCUCCGUAUCCAAGCAAAAGAGCGGCGGAAUCAGGAAGUUCCUCAGGAGAGCGAGAGAUUCCCUCCAGAUGUUCCCCUCUUUGGAGAACCUUACAAGAUUAAAAAAACAGACGAGCUGUCCAGCCGCAUUCAGAAAAUGUUUGGCAAUUAUGACGAUAUAAAGGAAUUCAUCACCACCAAGUCUCAUCAGAAUUUCAUAGGGAUCCCUAAGAAUGCCAUGUCUCUGAUCCCGCAACACAAGCCAGAUCACCCGCUCUUUCCUGAAAAGACCAACAACGUGUUGCCCCCCUCAUUCCAGAACCCCAGCCAUCACCACAGACCCUUUGGGCCCCUUAAUUCAGGUGGUCCUUCUUCAGGCAACUCUGUCCCCUAUCAAAAGUUUCACUCAAGGAUAGAACCAGCCUCACAAACUGGUGGGAUGUCCAGCAACCAGAAACAAGGUCAAGGGCAGAGCUGUAAGCCUCAGGAAGUCCAGAGUAGUAGAUGCCAGAAGAAAAGUGAAAGAUGUAUUGAAGAAGAUAUCGCCAAUGAACUGCAAGCCUCACUUUUGGAACUUUCUCCCUUGUUGUCCAAAUUGUCUUCCCCUGUAGCACCCUUGUCGCCUCUACAUUCCAGCCAGCGUCUCAGUUCCAGGUCUCAUGGCAACAGCAACAAAAACCAUGGGCAGAAGAGCUCCCCUCUUCAGAACCUAGUGGGUGGAACACAGGAUAAUGAAACCCUGGACAGCUUGAGUGCUCCUGUAGCUGUCAAUGCCCAGCCUUCCUCCCAGACUUUCCCCCCAUCCUUACCCUCGCAAACCCGUGCAAUACAACAAAAACCGACUGCCUACGUCAGACCAAUGGAUGGUCAAGAUCAAGCACCAGAUGAGUCGCCAGAGCUCAAGCCACCUCCUGAGGAAUAUCAUGAACAAUCCUAUGAGAAAAUAAAUUUAAAAGCCAAGACCAAGUUGUCCAAAUUGAAGAUACCCGCUGAACCAAUUGAGCAGUCGUUCUCCAAUGAAGUCCAUUGCGUUGAAGAAAUUUUAAAGGAAAUGACACAUUCAUGGCCACCUCCUUUGACAGCCAUCCAUACUCCUAGCACAGCUGAGCCUUCAAAGUUUCCUUUUCCUGCAAAGGAAUCACAGCACACUGGAUCAGUGAUACAGAGCCAGAAGCAGUAUGAUGCACCUUCUAAGACCUUGUCUGCUUCUUCUCAACAAGGGACAUCAACUCUGCAGGACGACCUUCAUGUCACUGAUAGUGAAGAUGAUGACGAUGACCAAGUCAGUGUUUCUGAUAAGCCAUCUUCCUCAUCCACUCCUCCAAGUGUCCCACAGUCACAGCCUGAGAAUGUGGUGUUGGGACGUUCCAGCAGCCCAGAGUCUGGGAGCACGAGCGACUCAGACAGUUCCUCAGACUCCGAGAGCGAGAGCAGCUCCAGUGACAGCGAAGCCAACGAUCCUCCCACAAGAGCCUCCACGCCUGAGCCCGAUCCACAGUCCAACAGAUGGCAGCUGAAUAACUGGCUGACAAAGGUGAACCAACCAGUGUCUCCCCCUGAGAACUUCCUUGAGGAUGAUGGUAGCAGGGGCAGCCUCCAGGAGGACAAGGGGCCAGGGAAGACCAGCAGCAGCCACUGUAGCAGCAGCAGCGACAGCAGCAAAAACGAGUGCCCACUCCCCACAGACAGUCGUUCCAAAUCCUCCAGCAAAGCCCCUCGGUCUGCCCAAGAGGUCCAUCUGCCCACCAAGCGGAGCUACCAGAAGCCUCCUGCGCCCACGGAGGAGCCCGCCCGCCGGCAAGUUGUGGGCAGCAAGCAGCCCAAGAAGUCCAGCAAGGCCCCAGUACAGGAGGAGCCAAAGAGAGGCCUGAAGGUGGAGAGUGAGCCGCCGGGCCCGUACGGGGCUAAGGACCAGUCUUCCAAAGACAAGCCCAAAGUGAAAACGAAAGAGAGGCCGAAGGCCAGUGAGAAGAAGGAACUGAAGCCAGCGCCGUCAGAGCCCUUGGAGAAGAAAAAGCACAAGAGUUCACACCAGACCCCUGUUAAAUGUCCAGACCGUGAGGCUGGAAAAGACCAUGUGGUGGGCAGUGCCCUAGAGCAGGUGCCUCUCAGUCCAAUCACGCAGAGCCCCAGGGUUCCUGCCACUAGCCGGACUGGUGGCGCUAAACAGACGGUGUUUGUCAGAGAGGAGCUUCACAGGGACAAGUUCUUCUUGCCUAUCAGGGAUAAGAAGUUGCUCUCGCCCUUGAGGGACUGCCCGGCCCCUCAAGCACUAGUGGUUAAAAUUGACCUCGCUCUCCUUCUGCGGAUCCCACAGCUACCCGGGAAAGGGGCCUGCCCCAAAAGGCGAGAGGUCAAAGAGGGCCACGGCAUGAAAAAGCAAGAUGUGGAGAAGAGGAGCACAGACGCACCAAGCAAGUCUCUCAAAAAGAGGAAGCAGGAAGAUGCGCUGAGAGAUGAUCAGAAAAAAAUCAAGCUGGAGAAAGAAACCAAAUCGUCCUCAUCAGGUCAUAAAGAUUCAAGUAAAAACAAGAUUUCAAAACCGUCUAUGGAGACGCCGAGGAAAGAGAUGCCACUGCCACCACCACUGUCUCCCACGCAGCCGGCUCAGAAGCCAGCCAAGACAGCCCAGAAGAGGCCGAAGAGCGAAAGCGGUGCCUGCAGCCAGCUGCCUGGUCCCAGUAUUGGCACUGCCAAGAGCAAGGAAAGCCACAAGGAUUCUUCAUCCUCCAAGCACAGGAAAAUGGAGGGGAAGCCUUCCGAAAGCUCAAAAAGCAACAAAGGAUCUGCUGAGGAUGUUCCAAACCCUUUCCCAGUGCCUUCUUUGCCAAAUGGUACCUCCAAGCCAAUGAAACCUCAAAGCAAGCCGCACAAACAACAUCCGGUGGAAUAUCACUUAAAGGAGGCCAAAAGGCUGAAGCACAAAGCCGAUGCAAUGACGGACAAAGUUGGGAAGGCCUUCAAGUAUUUGGAUGCCGCCCUGUCCUUUAUUGAGUGUGGCAUUGCAAUGGAAUCUGACACCCUCUCACCAAAGCCAGCCUAUACCAUGUUUGCAGAGACCAUCGAUCUUAUCAAAUUCAUCAUGACAUUAAAAUCCUUCACAGACUCUUCAACAACCACACAAGAAAAAAUAUUUUUUGUUUUAUGCAUGCGCUGCCAAGCCAUUCUGUACAUGGCGAUGUUUCGCUACAAAAAAGACACUGCAAUAAAGUAUUCCCGGACCCUUAAUGAACACUUCAAGAGUUCUUCUAGAAUUACGCAAGCACCUUCUCCGUGUGUCGCAAGGAGCACGGGCACCCCCUCUCCUCUUUCCCCGACGCCCUCUCCAGCCGGCUCUGUCAGCUCCCAGACAGGAUCCAGCACCAGCAGCUGCGGAAAUGGUGGCACUGGCUCUUCAGUCAGCGUUCCUCAUCACAUCCCAACCAUAACCUCUUCCUUCGUGAACAUCACGUCCUAUAUUCUCUACGCCUAUGAUCUCUGGGAACAAGCUGAUGUCUUGGCCAGGAAGAAUAAGAAGUUUUUUUCCGAGCUCAGCGCUGCCAUGUGCUCUCUCUCUCUGAAUAGCAGUAUGAUGGAACUGGUACACUACACCCGUCAGGGUCUGCAGUGGCUGAGACUGGAGCCAAAUACGCCUUAGCUGGUGCUUCGAGGGGAGGACCUUGCCUUGGGACUCUCGUGCACUUUGAGUGCCUCAGAAAUCGCCUUCUUGGCUGACUUGUCAAAAACAAACAAACAAAAAGAGUACCUGGAAGGUAGAAUGAAGCAUGAUGGGACGGAUCUGGUGACACUGGAAAACGUUAAGGACUAUAUUUUUGUGGUGCCAUUAAUGGGUCACCUGUGAAGAUAAGAAGUGAAGAAGAGGCCUCAAAGUUGAGGUGCCUUUCUUUCUUUCAAAGGACAAAGUGCAAUGUUCUCGUUCUUUCUCUCCCCUGCCCCCCUUUUCCCUUCAUGGUUCAAUGUGUCAAUGGUCUAUAAACAUUUCUAUGAAUCAAUAACCAGCAGGUCAAAAAAAGAAAAGUCAACACACAUGAAGAAGUGCCGGCGAGAAGGAAAUUCUGCCUCCCAAAGAAUGUUCUGCAACACCUCAAAUGAUGCAGUGCUGUCCAUGGGCCCAACAAAUGAUACCGAUUUCCUUUCUUUUCUUUCAAACUAAAUGUAAGCCACAGUUGCAAUUUGUAGCAUAUGUUCUUUUUCCUGGAGGUCCAGAUGGGCAGAGAACCAGAAGAAAGGCUACAGCACUACACAAGCUUCUGCUUCAAUAGGAAACAUUGAUGCUUAACUCCCCACUCCUUGCUCCUGGUGGCCAUCGGUUGCCCUGCGGCCCUGUCCCUUGAUGAGUAGCUCAUGGCCCCUGUGCACCAUGCUUCUCUGACUGGCCCUGUUAGCCCCUGGCUCUUCCCUUCCCUGUUUUCCUUGCUGCCUGAGGUGGUGACAAGGCACCCCUCCUAGUGGUCAUGUUUCCUAAUGAUACUGCCCACGUGUGAGGCUGUUGGCAAUUUCACAAGGAAGCGGGAGAGCGCUGGCUUGGCUCUGCUAGAAGCCGUGGUGGGCAGAAGCUGCACAGUUGGGGUGUGGGCUGGCGUGCCCCACAGCUCUGCUGAGCAAUACUGUCCUAACCCCUUGAACUGGAAUUGCUUGGACCGGCUACUUUCAGGAAGAGCCAUCCAUUGUUUUAAAAAUGCUAUGUUCCCCUCUUGUCUGCACAAGGGACACGCUGAAUUCAGAAAACGUGUCAGCAAACGGUGUGAGUCUAGGCCUUGCCAGACAAGCACAGUUCAGGGUUGUGGGAGGGAAGCCCCUUAGCCUCUGGGGUUUCCUUGGCCCUUAACAUGUGGGGGAAGUGGGGCUGGGCAGUUGGAAAAGCUCUUGCUGCCUAGAAGGAGCUGAUUUUACAUUUUGGAUCCUCACACUUGGGAAAACCUCCCUGUGUGCUAUCCCAUUUCACCUCUGAAAUGGCAGGUUCAAAGCUCUGCCUUUGGCCGUUGAAGCACAACCCCCAUGUCCAUGAAUGUCAACCAGUGGUAUGCUCGACUGCAAUAUUUGGCACUCAAGAAUCUCCUCUUUCUUUCCAUUCCAUCUACAGAUGAAUCACCAGGCUUCUACAAAGAGCAUAAACAGCCGUUGUCUUAGACUUAUUAGCAAAUGAGUUUUGCCAGUGUAAAGUUCCAAAGGGAGAAAACCCCUUCAGGACUGCUACACUUCCCUCUGUGCCUGUUUCCCAAUCAUUAAUACAUGUCAAAGACCCCAUGUUGCUGUUCUCCUCUCAGCUGUGUGCCUUAACUCAGCCCUUGGCCUCUCUCACCACCUGGCUUCUUUAAGACAGAACGGUGGGAAUCUCUUCCAAGUCAAGUGUUCUCCUUUUCAGCUCAGUCCCUACGCCCAGGCAGUCAUUCCUAUAUAUUGGUCCCACAUAAAUCGGCCGAGCUCCUGUGGAGGCCUGAAGCAGUAUUCCUGGUCAGAGGGACCCUCCUGCAAGGUUUGCUAAAACCUCACGAAAUCUUAAGGCUCCUGCGCUUCCAAGGGGAGGUCCUGAGUGGGGUGUGCGCCUGACUCCUUGAAGGCCGAUUCAGCUCCUCUGGAAAUGCAGGCCAGGGUAGCCGGUCUCCAGGACUGUUUUGAGAAAGUGCAAGGCUGAGCGGAUUUCGGGGGUUAGCCACUUUCGCCGUGGCAAGCAAGCUUCGUAUUUUCCUCCCACAGCUGUUGCUUAAGGUGGAACUAGACCCAUGUGCCACAGCCGGGUCUGUGGACGUGGCUUUCCACUGGACAGCCAAGUGGUGGGAAGAGGGCUGCCGUUGGAAGCCUGUGCUGCUUCCCCAGAGGCGGACAUGCAGCUGGGAUUGCAGCUGGGCUGCCGGGGGGGGGGGUGCAGAAAGAACGGAGCACUCCCUGCCUGCCUGCAGCUUUUCUGCUUACAGUUCUCUCGCACAGGUCCCACCCCGUUCGGCAGCUCGUUGUCAGACACCCAGGUCCUCAAAUCUGUAAGCCUAUUCACACGAGCAGGCUCAAGCAGCCCAGUCUGGGUUGGGCUGCUUGUGUGCAGCGCCAGGAUCGAGCCCGAUCCCGGCGCUGCCCUCCCACCCAGCCCGGCUUUUAACCCCGGCCUUUUGCCAAGGUUAAGCGAACCUGAGUCUCCUGCCUUUGUUUAACCUCAGCAGGUGAUGGUAAGAACCAUCGCCACGGGGUUCCAAGGCUCCCCCCCCCGCCCCGGUCCGCCACCAUUCCUAGCAGCAAGCCGGGGGAAGGAGCAGCUGCAGGGAGCUCAGCAGCUGCUCUAAGGUGAGCAGCCUCCGUGCUCACGGUGUGGAGCACCCCAGGGAGGGGUGGGGUGAGGAGUCUUCCUGCUCCUGGCUUCAGCCUCCUUGUGGGCACACGAUGCGGCAAAGGCAACGGCAGUCCCUGCUCGUCCGUCUGCUAGGGAAGGCAGGCAAGUUCGUGCCCUCCCAGCAGCGGCCGUGAGGUCAUGGGCACCACCUCAGUGCCUUUUGUUAAAUGUCAAGCUCUAGGUUUCUGUGCAGGCUUCAACUGGAAAUGAUAAUCUGGGUUUAGAAAAGAAAGUCCAUGCAAGCUUUGAUAUCUUGGGAAGAGGGAGAAGUAAAUUUGGAUGUUUGAUCGUCUGUGUACACUGUUUGGUGCCUGCCUUUUUUCUGGGAAGAAACCUAAUCAUAGAAGAGCAAAUCUCUUGCUCCAAAGGGUCCUGUUCCGGCAAACUGACUCAAAAAGCCUAAAGCAGGGGUAGGCAAACUUGGGUCAUGCUGUGUUGUUGAACUACAAUGUCCAUCAUUCCCAGCCACUAUAAAUGAUGGCUGGGGAUGGCUGGGGUUGUAGUUCAAUAACCACUGAAGAGCCAAGGUUACCCAACCCAUCCUAAAGAGUCUCCAAGCUCCUAGGCCUGACUGAGAAGCAGAUGACACACACUAAACUCUUUAUUCCUGCCUUGAAGAAUCAUGUUUCUUUCCAAAUCAAUUGACCUCUAUAGUAGUCUCAGAGCGAAUUUUUAAUCCCUCUUCCUGCCCCCCACCCCCAAGAAUGGCACCUAAAUAAUCCAGGAAUUGCUGCUUGUUCACCUUGUUGCUGCUUUUUGCUCUGUUUAAUAUAUAUAUAUCUAUUUACCCUGAGACUGAGAAUCCCCACUUGCCAAGGGACCCGCCUUAAUCUGCUUGAUGAGCACUUUAUUCAGGGAAUAGCGAUAACCUGUUCCACUUCCUCUCCUGCCCCAACCCCUACCAUCUGAACCUUGAGAGUCGGAUUCUCAUAUCAACCCUCUUGUUUCACAAAGAAGCUCAAUUAAUGCAUUUGUGCUGCUGAUUUUAUUACUGCUUGCGGGGUGGUGCACGAAUUAGUGACAUUCUGACCUGAGAACAAAAGCACAGAAGCUUCUUUUUAUCCUGCAUUCAGUCUAGUUUGGUCCAGGGAGGCCAGAAGGCCUAAAUGGGAGCAAAGUUACCCUCUUGAUUUCCACAGAAUUCUCUACCCAGAAGAGCCACCUGUUGUGUGUCCUGCAUUUUCUUUUUCUGUUUUGUAUGCAAUUGCAAAUAAGCAGGAACACCUUUAGGAAACUUUUGUCGUCUUUUGAGAUUAUUAUUAUUUUUUUAGAGAUAGACCAACAAAUGAUAAGAAAAAAUGCCAUUUCAUCCCCAUUCUAGACUUGUUCCCCAACAAUUCUGGGACUUCCAUUAAUUUCAGCCAGGGCCCAGCCUUCUGUCUAAGGAGCAAGAAAUUGUUUGCCAUUUUAAACGCGGGUUGAUGGAGCUGUAUGCUUGAGAGCAGCCUCCUUUCCCAGAUGAUAUUUAUUUAAAAUUAUAAUUAAUGUAUUUAAAUUGUCAAAUUAUCUAUAUGUCUAAGAUACCAUUAUUUAAUGAUUUGCAAGUUCCAUUGACACUGGAGAUGUGGACUGGAAGUUAGAUUGAUGACAAUAUUAUUUUUAAAACGGCAAUGUGUCUUCUUUCCCUGCCCCCUCCCCUUCCCUCCUGUCUCCUUGGUUUCUUUAUAAAUCUGUACAUUUAAAUUUAUUAUGGGGUGUUGUGUCUCCAUCCUGUAAAUAAUAUUUUCUGCCCUGUGUAUUGGUGGUAUUUCCAGGUUGAUUUGUUUAAUUCAUGUGGGGUAAUAAAAUAAAUAUUAAUUGAAAUGGCUUGUUUCUUGAUAAUUGCCCCAGAAAUAUUUGUUGACCAUAAACAAGAGUAAUUGCCAUUUUGUCCUCCAGAAAUGAUCAAUUAGUAGCCACAAUGGCCCAGCUGAUAACAUUUUAUUGGUUCUGUGGUACUGAAAAAACAAGUGUCUGAGUUGAACAAAAUUCCAGCAUUUCAGCUCUUCAAGCAAAAAAAAAAAAAAAGUUGUAUGUUAUUUUAAAGCUUAAAAUCAUUUUCAGAAAUUUCAGUCAUUUCAAGAACAGUAGAGGAGCACAAGAAAAACGUACCACCAGAACCAGAUGAGGAAAGGCCAUGUAGUGUCUGGUCUUUCCAAACAAACCCACCAGCUGUGAAAGGCAGUGGUCCAUCGCAGCCUCAAUAACUCCAUUUGGCUGCCAAGAACUUUAAGAGCAGAAUGGAUUUGGGGACACCUGAGCUGUGUUUGAAAGGUGGAUCACAAAUUGGGCAGAUCUCAUUUGGGGUUUUACUGCCACCUCAAACAAAAAAUGCUGUGGGGAGGGGGUGUUUUUAGAUUUAGCUUUGGGUAGUUUUACUGUGCAGGUUGGUGACUUCUUGGUCUUCCAUGUGGAGGUUUUUAAUUAAUGCUAAUGGGUGCCAAGAACUUGGGGUUGCUGACUGUGGCACUUUUUGCAGACAAAGAGCCCAGUGACCAAAGUAUCAGUGGUGUCUUGCAUACUGUGCGGUGCCCCAUUGAUGGAAGAGUGAGGCGUGUGCCCUGGCGCUUUGCUAUUGCCAAGCUCACCGGUGCUGCUACUGAGUGUGAAGAGGCUCUGUGGCUACCUAAGUGUUGCAUCAGAGCUGCAGCCCUGAUCUCCCCCCACACCCCGCGUUCCCAAUGGGAACAUUGGCCCCCUUCUGAGCUGUAUUCUGGGACUUCUCAAAGCCUUGACUUAAUGAUGAAACAUAUCAGCAUUCAUUUCACCCUUUCACUUCCUUUUUAAUCAUCAUAAACUGCUUUUCUUUCCCAAAGGAAACCCAAAGCAACUAACACUCAUCCUACAGUCAAUAAUGGUCUUAAGGUGCGAUGGGGAGGCAUCACGCAGACCUUAUUAGCUGUGUAACAUUUUCCCCAUUCAGUUUUAAGACUACUUCAGAAUAGGGUUUUUUCCCCUUGCCAGCAACAUCCUCUCGCUCCUUUUAUUUCCUUGUUUAUGCUUAACAUCUAAUCCAGAGGUAAGUUCUACUGAACUCAAAAGCAUGCUUGCUACUCUGUGACAUUUUUAAUUGGUCCUAAUAAAGGUAUUGCUCUUCA